This is a messenger RNA of Podospora pseudocomata, 2156 nucleotides long. RefSeq lists its product as uncharacterized. NCBI's taxonomy places the organism in Eukaryota, Fungi, Ascomycota, Sordariomycetes, Sordariales, Podosporaceae. The transcript is spliced from 3 exons. The coding region runs from base 485 to 1948 and encodes 487 amino acids. The record is from RefSeq and is a predicted model, not a curated record.
GAUGUCUCGAGUGCGUGUGGUUGAGGGGGACGUAGCCGUUCGUCCAGUUUCCCCCACAAUGUCCUGCCCCUCCAACCAAUCCCACCAUCAUGGUGUAGGUUGAUUGGCUGAUCAGGGCAAGUUGUGAGCGGUUUAUGCGGGGAAUUUGCAUGGCACACACAUGUCUCCCGUGCCACCCCAUAUCACAUCAUCCACUUCUGGUUUCUAUUUGUGAAGCAAAUGCUUGGAGGGGUUGAGAAGUAGAGGCAAGAUGAGCACUAGCCUUGCUUUUGGGCUGGAAGCGUUGCGUUGCUCCCCGCAGGUCACAUAUUGGGAUAGGCUGAGGAGAGCAUCAUUGAUUUCCCUUCCACGCUCUGUUCUCCUCUCGCUAACGCGCUCCUGGUUCUUGGAUUCUGCGUACAUAUUAACAACAUCUGGGCCCGCCUUUUGUCUCCUUCAUCUUGGUUCUUGGGCCAGCAUCAGGUGAGGCUAUACAGAAGACGACAUGGUGAAGAAAGCCGUCUUGACCGGAGCGUGUCUCUACACUGCGGGUGCUCUGGCACAGGGGACCUGCGGCGACAUUCUCGUUCCCCGCAACCCUGCUCCGGUUGUUGCCAAUGGCUGGCAAGCACAGCUUGUCGCCGGCGGGUUGACCAAGCCACGAAGUAUCCAGUUUGAUGAAGCCGGUGCUCUGCUUGUUGUGGAGAGCGGCAAGGGAAUCAGUCGUCACAGAUUCACAGACAACGGCGGAACAUGCCUCCACGCCAACCACUCCCACAUGUUGGUUGAGCUCCAGGGUCUCAACCAUGGCCUCGCCCUGUCCAACGAAGGGGACAUCCUCUACGCCUCCACCGCCGAAUCCGUACUUGCCUGGUCGUACGACGCCCGCGGCGGUGCCGUCACCUCGCAACCUCGCACCCUCGUCGCUAACAUGAGCAACAACGACCUCGUCACCCGCACCCUCCUCAUCUCGGAAAAAGUCCAAGGCAAGCUCAUCGUCUCCCGCGGCAGCGCAGAAGCCAACCGCGACCGCGCUGCCGUCCUCUCGUCCGGCCUCUCCCAGAUUAGAGUCUUUGACAUCACCAACCGCUCUGACUCGGAAAGCCCUUACAACUUCAACACCGACGGUGACGUUCUCGGCUGGGGGUUGAGGAAUAGCGUCGGCGUGGCAGAACACCCCCGGACGGGCGGGAUAUACGCCGUGGAAAACAGCGUGGACGGGGUGACGAGAAACGGGCAGGACAUCAGGGAGAACAACCCCGGAGAGGAGCUCAACUUUUUUGGCUAUCUUGAUGAAACUGUCAAGGUUAAUGCUUCUGCCAACAACAACUACGGCUACCCUCACUGCUUCGCGGUUUGGGACCCGAGUGAGAUCCCGGAUGGGGAUGGGCUGGGGGUGGGGAAGCAGUUUGCCGUGGAGGAGAACAGCUCGUUGACGGAUGAGACGUGCGAGAGUGAUUAUGUCGCGCCGAGGUUGACGUUUCCGGCGCAUUAUGCGCCGAUUGAUCUCAAGUUUUCUACUGGGGGCGAGACGGGGUAUAUCACGUUUAGGGGGAGCUUUGACCGGUCCUCGCCCGUGGGGUACAAGGUGGCAAGCAUCGCCUUCAAUGCCGCGACAGGAGAACCAGUGGCAUCGGCUGAUAGCAAGGGGGCCCUGAGGGAUAUCAUCACGAAUGUGGACAACACGCAAUGCCCAGACAAGUGCUUCAGGCCGGUGGGGCUGGCCAUUGACUCCAAGGGGAGAAUUUGGUUUUCGAGCGACUCUACGGGCGAGAUUUACGUUCUGCAGAGGACAGGCGAGAACUCAGAAGGAAAGUUUGUCUUGCCAGAAGGCGGACAAAACGGGGAUGGGAGCGGCAACAAUAAUGGUAAUGGAGACUCAGCUGCGUCCACGGUGUUUGGGUGGGAGACAAGGGUGCUGGGUUGGACCGCGCUUGUUGGGCUGGGGGUGUGGUUGAUGGCUGUGUAAAUGGGGAAAAGAAGGGGUGCCUGUCUUCAUCGAAUUGAUACCAUGAAGAAAUCGUAGCAUUGUACAUCCAAGCGGAUCAAUCCUAUGACAUGCCUCCAGUCAAGGAAGAGAAAGCUAUACAGUUCAUGAGGGAAAACUGGCAACCAUUGUAACAAAAAGUCAUCGGCGGGACGGCUCGGGGUAGCAUUGACCCGGAGUUGAACGAGCC